UCAACGACUUAAGAUAAAUAUAAACAAUAAAUAAUUAACAACUUCAGAUAAAUAUUUAAUGAACAAGGGCUAGGGAUUGCACGUAUCCCAGACUUUCUCACUUGCACCCACAUACAAGCUCCGCCAUCGGUGACACCCAUUCUGUGCGCUACCGAUGACGACAUCAAGAGUGUCGUCAUCAACAAUACCGAUGUGGACGCGAAAAGAGUUCAAUUCAUUCGUGAGUUGUAGAUCAACAAGCUGAAGGAAUCCAACAUGGCUGGAUGGGAACGCAAACAAACAGACACGGAUAAAGGAAUUGUGAUCCCAGAUAACUGGCCUGGGUACCCGCUGGAUCUUUUCACUUUUCCCGAGCAUUACUCUGAGGAUCUGGACUGUGUCUACAUCCCACAUGGAGUUAUCAUGGACAGGACAGAGAGACUGGCAAGAAAUAUCAUGGAAGAUCUUGGCGAUCAUGACAUUGUGGUGCUGUGUGUGCUGAAGGGAGGUUAUCAGUUCUGUGCUGACCUGGUGGACUGCAUCAAAGUCCUGUGCCGAAACUCCAACAAGACCCUUCCCAUGAGGGUGGACUUCAUACGCCUCAAGAGCUACCUGAAUGACCAGUCAACUCCAGAUCUUCACAUAGAAGGAGCAGAGAACCUGUCUGGGCUAAGUGGAAAGAACGUCCUGAUUGUGGAGGCCAUUGUGGACACUGGGAAGACCAUGAAGACUCUGCUGGAUCAUGUUGAAGCCUUCAGGCCCAAAAUGAUAAAAGUAGCUGGGCUGCUGGUGAAAAGGGUUCCCAGUGGGACAGGCUAUCUGCCAGACUAUGUUGGAUUUGAGAUCUCCAAUCGUUUUGUGGUUGGCUAUGCCUUGGAUUACAAUGAAUACUUCAGAGAUCUCAAUCACAUCUGUGUGAUCAGUGACAGAGGGAAACAGAAAUACAAGAUCUGAAGAUGAUGAUCUCACUCUUCAUUCAGUAUCUGAAUGCUGACUCAGGGGGAUGGAAGGUGUCCAUGGAUCUCACACGGUCCACAAACAAUCCUCCUCCUUGCCUUCGAUAUGGACCGGUUUAAUUGGCGAAGUUAGAAAUGGAGUACUGGGUUACAACUUACUGAAUACCGCACAACAUACCCUAUGCAUACAUAAAAACUUGCUUACUGUGCACAGUAUACAUACUACUGUAUGUGCUGCAGAAAUUGCAUACUAACAUACUACUCUUAGUAUUCUGUAUGUUUGUAUGGUAUUUAGUCAGUAAAGGGAUAGUUGAACAAAAGUCUUAUGGGUUUGGAAUGACAUGUAACAUGUUUUUCCAUUACUUUAACCAAUAAUUUAAUCAAUUUCAACAUUAAGUUAUACAAGAUUUAAUUAGGAAAGAUUUUAAAAAAUGAGUUGAAAUGAUUUGUACAUCCAUUUUGAUUAUACAUCAACUUUUUCACAGUGUAAAUGAUGACAAUUUUAAUUUUUGGGUGGACUUAUCCCUUUAAUACCAAGAGGCGCUUCCGUGUGUCUCAUUUUUACUCCUUCAUAAUAGGGCGUCAUUACAAUGCAAAUAAGAAUUGUGUUCCAUUCAAUAAUGAGAAGUUGUUUACUUAUACUGUGAAUUAAAUAUACUUUUCACAAUACAUUUAUUCAUCAGCUAUUUUCUUUCAAUAAGCUAUAAUGUGAACUACAGCUUAAGAAAUGCUGGCCAACUUUUGUGGAAUUUAUUUGUUUAUAUUCAAGUUUACAUUAAUGUGAAUUUACAUUUUGUAUGUGAAAAUACAUUUUAUAACCUCUUCAUUUAACAAGAUUAAAAUUAUGCAUUUGUAUUUA
This is a messenger RNA of Ctenopharyngodon idella (grass carp), 1794 nucleotides long. RefSeq names its product phosphoribosyl transferase domain containing 1b (gene prtfdc1b). Gene Ontology annotation, biological process: hypoxanthine metabolic process; IMP salvage; purine ribonucleoside salvage. NCBI's taxonomy places the organism in Eukaryota, Metazoa, Chordata, Actinopteri, Cypriniformes, Xenocyprididae. The transcript has 9 exons. Bases 256 to 933 code for a protein of 225 amino acids. The record is from RefSeq and is a predicted model, not a curated record. Gene Ontology annotation, molecular function: hypoxanthine phosphoribosyltransferase activity; magnesium ion binding.